UUAGUCGUUUGUGAGCCUUUCGAUUGUUGAGUUGUAAAUUUUGAAGAAGAGACAAAAGAAUUUCAAUCGGAAUCAUGAACAUUAAAAUUUUAUUUUUAUUUGUUGCACUUUUCUGCAUAAUUCAGUUCACGCAAGCUGAUUUCAUGGAAGAUGUUAAAGACGUGUGGAAAAGUUCAGUAAAAGGAGUACAGAAAACAUUCUCAUCAAUUGGUGAUUGGUUUGGAGAUAAAGCCAGCGAUGCAAAAGAUGCAACCUCUGACUUGUAUGAUGAUGCUAAAUCAGGCAUGAAAGACAUCUCUAAAAAAAUUAGUUAACUCAUAGACAUUAUUUUUAUUUGCUUUUUCUUUUAUAACAGUUUUUGAGAACUUUUAAGGUCAAUAAAAAUGAGAUUAAUAAAAAUUCUUCUUUUGAGAUAUUAAACCGA
This is a messenger RNA of Clunio marinus, 424 nucleotides long. The record is from the annotation of a GenBank genome assembly. Lineage: Eukaryota; Metazoa; Arthropoda; Insecta; Diptera; Chironomidae.